AGUCACACUUUCUUUUCCCCAAGAAUGAGUUGACCAGUUCGUACAAUCAGGAUUUGGCACGAAGAACUCGUCCAACUAAGUUAACUAGCAUACGCGGAUGAUUAUACGUAUGACUCGAUUUAUAUGAAGAAUAUCGCUCGUACAGCACGAAAAAAAAAAGAUACUACUCUCGUCCACGCUGAAGGAGCCACCAUCACUUCACCGCCUUUGUUGCUGUGUUGGCCAUCCAACAGGAGACAUACUUGCUGACAGUUUCUUCAUUAGAUCACCAGACCUACUUCCGCAAAUAUGGUGCCCGCACCGAUAGGCAAACUUAUGGUUCUGGCGAUCGGAACAAGCAUGUGGAUCUGGCUCAAGGCUUACGUCAAUCUCCAACUUUUUUUGUACGGCGACAGUAUUCUCCAUCCACUGCACAGGUUGGAGCCACCAGACUUCAUGAACAAUUCGUAUGGACAACACCAAUACGUAAAUUUGACGAACAUUACUGUUCAUUAUGUGACAAAGGGAUGCACGGAGAAUGGCACAGCGAGGCCCAUGUUACUUUUCCUGCAUGGGUUUCUCGACUUUUGGUACUCUUGGAACAGGCAAAUACCUAGCCUUAGCGAGGAAUUUUGUGUUGUUGCACCAGACUUGCGUGGCUAUGGGAAUACUACAAGACCUGAGGACACCGCCCAGUACUUGAUGCGGAAUCUAAUCGAAGAUGUAAAAGGACUGCUUGAACACCUAAAUUCAAACCACGCAAGGAAGGUGGUUCUCGUUGGUCACGACUGGGGAGGCAUGAUCAGCUUCUGCUUUGCGACAUUGCACGAAAAAUUGAUCGACGGCAUGGUGAUCAUCAACGGCAUGCAUCCGAUGGCAUUUGCAAAACAACUCUUUACAAGUAUGAGGCAAAUAAGAAUGUCCUGGUACCAACUUCCAUUUCGACAUCCCGUUAUUCCCGAGCGGUAUUUAAUAAUGCACGAUUUGAAGUUCUUUGACAAAGUGCACAGGGGUUUCACUGCAAACGAGACAGAGGCCCACAAGUACAUGUUUUCGCAGAAUGGUUCGCUGACCGGUGCCAUAAGCUACUACCGUGCCUUCAACAAUGACAGUAAACAACUACAGAAGCUGCCGUACAAGAAGAUCAACGUUUCCACUUUGAUUCUGUGGGCAGAGGAAGAUGCAUUCAUUAUGACUCCUAUAGCCAAGUAUAACCAGGAGUGGUUACAAACAUCAGAGGUCGUGUACUACAGAGGCGCAGGCCACUGGCUACCCAGAGAAUGCUCCACGCAAGUAACUGAGCAAAUUCGUAAAUUUGCAACGAAUAUCACGAAAACCACAACAGCAACAGGAGAAGUGAAACCAGAGAGCGUGCAGGGAAUGUGUCAAGAAGCCAGCUUUCCAACCCCGCGGGGAUGGUUGUCGAUAUUGUUUCCGUGGCUUCCCCGUAAUGCCAACCUUCCCAGACCAAUGAAAGGAUGAAAAGGACCGGCUUUCAGAUGCACAUCGACAAAUGGUCCUCGCAAUAGAGAAAUAAAAGUAACGUUUUAAAACGCACGUAUAUUUAUGCAGUACUUAAGAAGAGCAGACAAACCAUGCUGCGUUCAGAGAACGUUCGAUCAAGAAAUGUCACCACUACGUGUUAUCAUUAUUAUCAUAUUCUAAUCCUCCUAAGCCUCCCAAUUACCGUAAUAUGUGUUUUGGCUGGCAAACACUGAUUCAUUUAUCGGUGUCCAACAUCCUGGCUUGUGAAUUUCUCUGCGACUGCACGUAAUAGUAUACCACCUAAUGUAAAAUAAAAUCUUCAAUUAUAUU
Dermacentor albipictus is the source of this 1794-nucleotide messenger RNA. RefSeq names its product epoxide hydrolase 2-like. Gene Ontology annotation, molecular function: hydrolase activity. The record is from RefSeq and is a predicted model, not a curated record. NCBI's taxonomy places the organism in Eukaryota, Metazoa, Arthropoda, Arachnida, Ixodida, Ixodidae.